UGCAGUGACGCAAUGCCCCUACCCCAUGCAGGCAGAGACGGAGGAGUGCGAGUGAAUGUGCGUGUGUGAGCGAACGAAAAGAGAAUCGUGAUGAGAAUACCGUCUGGGAGGAUCUGUCGGGUGGUCCCGUAUGCGGUCAUCCCGGCCUGGCUUGCCCCUUUGUUGCUCCCGUAUUGCAGACCGAUGAUUCGAUUGCUCUCUGCCAGUUGCUCUUGCGUGAAUUCCCGCCGAUUCUCAUCAGCCACUUUCACUCCAAUUUGGGGACCCGGGAAUCCCUUCUUUUGCGCCUAUUUCCACGCACAUCCAUCAGUGACGAUGAUCCUCUUUCCGGCGAAGAUAGAGACGAGAGUGACUCACCAUCCCUCCGAGGGCGUAGAUGCAAUCCACCACCUGAUCCAAACAUACGGGAUCGUAUCGUCAAGAGACGAAGACGAGCACGGACAGACAUAGCAGUAUCGUUUUAGAAACGCCUACCAUGUACAGGUUCUUGUGUUCGUAGAGGUCGUUCACUUGAAACAGAUCCUGAGAUUUCAAUCCGUACGCUUCACAUCCCUUCAGAAACAUUUCCACGUUUUCUCUCUGAAUACAGAAAGAAGUUUUUUUUGCAAUGAUGAACCAUUCUCAAUCGUGAAAGGCAUGCGGGGGAAACGGGAGGGAAGUUCACCUGCUUAAAUGGAGCCUUCAUGGUGUUGAUCUUUUUCACGGUUCCCGGCUGAAGAGCAUUGAUGAGCCUGAAAAUAAUCGGGUUUCCGUGAUCAUUAUAUGACCGUUUUGGGAGGCCCAGGUGUUUUCAUCUGAUGUGAUAGAGGGAAAUUACUCGCAAAUGGUGACUCCAUCUUUUAGAAGCGCGGAAAAAUCCAGUUGGUCCUUGAUCUCCUCAUGGUCUGUACCCAAUACAGCAUAUAUCCAUCGCAAGGCCUCUCUGGCGCGAUUCAGGUCGAACUUAGCCUGAGCCUGCAUACCGCAUGUAGGGAGGGAGAGAGAGAAAGAAAGACAAUGAAAGAUAAGGGCCUUUCAAAUAUUGCAUAAAUUUCCUGUGAUUAUUUUAGAACUCCCCUACGCCGUCACGGGGAAUAAAAUGGAAAGGCGAUAAGCAAUCACACCCAUGACGGUGAAUGUCAUCAAUGAUGGUCGUAAACUCGAGAAUCUCUAGGCAUACAAUACUAUUAUCAGAAUGGUAAAUCGGGUAAGGCUUCUGCGAGGACCUUGCAAUUUCUCACUUCGUUCAGGCUAUCCACGGAAAAAAAAUAUAAUAAAACAGCGGAAAGUGAUGUGAACGGCAAAACUCCCACGCCCCGAGCGUGACGUCAUACAAAAACGGCCAUGGAAGCUUAAGACUACUCAGACAUCCAUUACCUAAUAUGGAAUGGUGAACUCUGCGAUGAAUUGAUCGCUCUCCUGGAAGUAUUGUCUGCUCUAGAACAAAGUCUCAUGAAUUUCACAGAAUAUACGCCGAUGGACGAGGCACACGCUUCUCUUUCUCUGUAGGUCGCAGGUGUUGUCGGUAUCUUUCAGUAACGUGAGGAAAGGAGAGGCUUCUUACCUUCAUCUGACAUUCUCGGCUGAGUCCGUAAGCAGGGCCGUGGUAAGCCAUGCUGCGUCCUGGGUCCACUCUCAUGUAAGCGAGCGAGGGAGAGAGAGGGAGUGAAGCAAUCCCCUCACCGCGGACUAGUGGAGCGACCCGGUUUCAUGGGCACAGGCAUCCCGUCCUACAUCCCAGUCCACGUGUGGGAAUUAUCCGGACUGGAGGAAGGGACUCACGUGAAGAUCCUAGGUCGCAUCGUGGACUGGGAGGAGGACCGAGCCGGGAACGUUCUCUGCUACGUUCUCGGUUCCGCCCCCACUCGUCUCCCCGUCCGCGUCCUACUCCGUGGACCCACACGUGAAGAUGGGAUCCCAAUUCGAGGACAGUGGUGCUUUUUCUUUGCGAGCCUCCUUCACCGCUGCCCCGAGCCCUCUCUUCUGUGCAAGGUGGCUCGAGUGGCCGUGAAUGUGGACGGGCACGAGUACGAGGCUAGCGUCGACUCCAGGAGGAUACUGAGCUCUUGGUCCGUCCCGUCCUGAGAAAUUCCAUCCAUCUCGUCGACGAGUUUAUAUCUUUCCUUAGUUCUCCUUUUCUUGGCGACAUCGACUAGGAUGUAUUCAUACCACUGUAAGUACGGGUGCCUCGAAGACUACUCGCACGACUGUAAACCACGAACUCAUUGAAAUAAAAUCUCGAAGGUUUGCUUUCAAGGACUACAUUCAUUACGGACGAGAUGAUGAACUUGAGAGACUGGCA
This is a messenger RNA of Darwinula stevensoni, 2281 nucleotides long. NCBI's taxonomy places the organism in Eukaryota, Metazoa, Arthropoda, Ostracoda, Podocopida, Darwinulidae. The record is from the annotation of a GenBank genome assembly.